Diatraea saccharalis (sugarcane borer) is the source of this 1632-nucleotide messenger RNA. The record is from the annotation of a GenBank genome assembly. NCBI's taxonomy places the organism in Eukaryota, Metazoa, Arthropoda, Insecta, Lepidoptera, Crambidae.
AUGUCCCGCGGUGCGCACGAGCAGCGGCUGGUUGGAUCUGUUCCCACUCCCGUGCAAGAAGCACGCCGAGUGCCGCAACCUAAUGGGAAAACAGCACCUCUGCUGCAAGGGAUUCUGUACCAAGGGCAUUGCCUUGCAACAACGUAUUCGUUUCAUAUAAAAACCGCACCUAAUUUGCACGGUUUUGGUUGUAGAACCAACGAACAGAAUGGUAGUAUAGACGCGAGUAGCACAAGCACCAGCACCAGCACAUCUACGAGCACUACCACCAGCACCACUUCUACCACAACAACUACAACUCCGAGUACCACCAGCUCGACGACGACCACCACGACGACGACAACGACGACAACCACACCGCGCCCUACCACGGAAGCGCCGCGUCCCUUCCUGCAGUUUCUUCCGAUUCUGACUACACAGGCUGCUCCCAUCAACAAAUCUGCUAAGACAAGCGCAGGCAAGGCGCAGAAACUGGUCUGCCCAAAAGGACAAACACCGCUGUUGCUGUUCCCCAUCCCGUGCGAGAACAACGCCCAGUGUCAGACGAGCAGUGGCGCCGACCAAGUGUGCUGCAACAAAGUCUGUGUGAAGGGUGUACCUCCGCCCCGUCCCAAGCCGUCAACGAAGAAUCAUCAACGUAGGAGUCUUUUUUAUACUUUCCUAUUAUGUAACACUGCAUUCGCAGAGCAUUAUUUUCACGCGCACUAUUCAUAACUGAAACAACCUUAAACGAUUUUAUCACGUUUGUAUUUUCUUUUAUGACGUUUCGGACACUACAGGUUCCGUGUUAACAUAAGACUAAGGUGUUGAGUGUCUUUUUUCAACACUAAAUCAAUUAUUCAAACCAAAUAUUCAAGGUAAUCAUUUUAAUAAACAAUGGAAAAUCUACGCCCGACUUCAAUAACAGUUUCUUGAAUAAUUACACCGCUUUUAAGAUGAGUAGGUAUUAUUUCUUACUUUUUUGUUAUUUUUUUUUUUUAGUAAAACAGAUAAAAAUAUUAAAUACUCAAGUUUUUCAAUAAAUUAAACCAACCAAUUUAUACAAAAAAAAAAAUUUAAUGACAAUACUUCAUAAUAAGUCCUAAGGGUUUCUCAUUAUAAGACCAGGGGGCCAAUUCAAAUAAAUAAAUUUUGUUUAAAUCGAAUCGAAACAGAUCGAAACCGAACGAAACUACAGUUUUUAAUGGUUUUCCUAUUCUACAAAGUGACAUACGAUACAAUUUCAGUUAUAUUUUAGCUGGAAUUGUAUUGUAUGUCACUUAGUAGAAUAGAAAAACCAUAAAAAACUGUAAUUUCUAUCAGUGGGCAGUUCAUUAGUGAAGUUUUGAUACGAAAGUUGUGUAGGUAGAAAAAAAGCAAAUUAAUAAAUUAUUCCUAUCGAACCAACUCAAAAGUUGUUUCGAUGAGAAAGAAAACUAGUUGAUCCGUUUCGUUAGUCAGUUCAGUUGGUCGGAAUGGAAUAUUUUUUUCUUAAAACAAUAUGUGAUCAACCAGUUAGUCAUAUUGGAAUAAAUCCCUUCAUCGAGUUCCAUUCUGCACAACCAGUCGGUCAGUUUAGUCGGUCCAAGUGGAAGGACAAAUAUAAACGCACCUUACUAUUUUUCAAUGUUUAAACUCCUACUGGAGCAAUAA